GCGGGGGCGCCGCGGCGGGAGCGGAGGCCGGAGCAGAGCGGGCCGGCGGGCGCGGGGCUCGGCGGCUGGGGUCGGCCGGGCCCGCGGGGUCCGCCCGGGCCUGAGCGUCCGCCGAGCGGCGGGAGGAGCGAGGGGCGCAGACAAAGAGCGGCGCCUGGGCGGGCGCUGCGCGGCCGCCGCCCGGGACCCGCGCCGCUUCCCCGGCCUCGGCGGGCGGCGCGCGAGGUUUAGGGCUGAACCUGGCAAGUUUGCGUCUGCACAACGGGAUGAGCAGGCCGCAGCGCUGGGCCCGCGCAGGCCCACCCCUUCCUUUGACCCCAAAGCAACUGCACCCUGCGAGGCCGCCCGGUGUGGCUUGCGGGACCCACAGAUUUCCUAUGUUCCUUUUCUACAAGUGAUUUCCCGGAUCACCAUUCUCCGCUGAGGUUUGAGUUGGAUUUGAGGAUUUGGAGAAUUCCUGCAGCUUGCUGACUUCGGGGGCGCUGUCAGUUGAAGAAUUCACUCGUUGAGGAGCUCCGUGUCGUGCGUCCUCUCUCCUAACUGAGUGCCGAAGAAGGACUCCAUGAAAGAUGACAGAGGAGGUCAUCGUCAUAGCCAAGUGGGACUACACAGCCCAGCAAGGCCAGGAGCUGGACAUCAAGAAGAACGAGCGCCUGUGGCUGCUGGACGACUCCAGGACCUGGUGGCGGGUGCGGAACGCGGCCAACAGGACGGGCUACGUGCCGUCCAACUACGUGGAGAGGAAGAACAGCCUGAAGAAGGGCUCCCUCGUGAAGAACCUCAAGGACACGCUCGGCCUCGGCAGGACCCGCAGGAAGACAAGCGCACGCGAUGCAUCGCCCACACCCAGCAUGGACGCGGAGUUCCCCGCCAACGGGGGCGGCGCCGACCGCAUCUACGACCUCAGCAUCCCGGCCGUGGUCAAGUUCGCGUACGCGGCCGAGCGCGAGGACGAGCUGUCGCUGGUGAAGGGCUCGCGCGUCACCGUCAUGGAGAAGUGCAGCGACGGCUGGUGGCGGGGCAGCUACAACGGGCAGGUGGGCUGGUUCCCGUCCAACUACGUGCUGGAGGAGCUGGACGAGGCGGCCGCCGACGCGCCCGGGGGCCCGAGCCUGCGGCCCAGCGCCGCGCUCAGCAACGGCCAGGGCGCGCGGGUCCUGCACGUGGUGCAGACGCUGUAUCCCUUCAGCUCGGUCACCGAGGAGGAGCUCAACUUCGACAAGGGCGAGACCAUGGAGGUGAUCGAGAAGCCCGAGAACGACCCCGAGUGGUGGCGCUGCCGCAACGUGCGCGGCCAGGUCGGCCUGGUGCCCAAGAACUACGUGGUGGUGCUGAGCGAGGGCCCGGCCCCGCACGCCGGCUCUGGCCCCGCGGGGCCUGCGCGCGCCGGCCGGUUCGCGGGCCGCGAGUGGUACUACGGCAACGUGACGCGCCACCAGGCCGAGUGUGCGCUCAACGCGCGGGGCGUGCAGGGCGACUUCCUCGUCCGCGACAGCGAGUCCUCGCCCAGUGACUUCUCCGUGUCUCUCAAAGCAUCAGGGAAGAACAAGCAUUUCAAGGUGCAGCUGGUGGACGACGUCUACUGCAUCGGGCAGCGGCGCUUCCACACCAUGGAUGAGCUGGUGGCACACUACCACAAGGCCCCCAUCUUCACCAGCGAGCGCGGGGAGAAGCUCUACCUCGUCCGGGCGCUGCAGUGAGCCCAGGGGACGCGCCCCGGAAAGGCGCCCCGGCCCGGCCUCUCCUGCACGCCCGCUCCUGGCGGCCGUCCCGUCCUUGCUCUCUCCAGCUGGUUUCCCUUUCUGUCCGGGUCGGGUCGUUUGCCAUCCGCCCUCCUUUGCCGUCCCAGGCCCUCCUGGACGGUUUUAGUGACGGGGAGGUGGAAGGGGGCGAGUCGGCUCACUUUAUUCCUUCUCCGUGGGAGCCAGCCUUAGUCUGUUCAAAUCGCUCGUGCCAGCAAACCCCCCCCUUUAAAGACGUCGGGCGCGGUUUGGAUGCACCAGAGCUGCCCUUACUUCCAUGAGCCACAGCGCACGUGACAGCGGGGCCGGGCCCUGGGUGGCACCUGCCCAGGGACCACCUGUCCUGGUCCCGGCAUCCCUGGAUCUGUGUCAUUUGCGUUCACACAGCUCCCAGACUCUCCGGGGGUGACCCCGGGCACGCGUAGCAAUACUGGAACCACCGGGUGAGACGGGAGGGGAGAAGCUGUCCAGUGCCUUUGGGGCUGCACUUGCAAUAAAGAAAAGAAGUCCUGGAAAGUCAGUCCGGAGACUCGGAAAGACAGAGGUUUCGGAAAUGUUCCCCCAAGAUGUGCCAUCUGCAUAGUGCUUUUUCCUGUUGCCCUUCGGCUCGUUUCAAUUUCACAAUGAUAUAUUUAAUUCUCAAAGUAAUAUGUAUCUAUAGCCAUUUGUUGACACUAAUACAGAUGAUUAAGGAAAACAGCUGAUCUUUGGGAAAGGGGAGCGACCAACACUUCACACACACACACACACACACACACACACACACACACACACACACUAUAUAUAUAUAUAGAUAUAGAUAUAGAUCUAUAUCUAUAUAUAUAUAUAUAAAAAAUUUGCUUUACAGGGAAAUUUUUCAGGGUUUACAAAAGGAUAUGUGAUUGGUAGUAGGAGACACAGAAUGUUUAUGAAGAAAUUGCAUUUUCUUUUUUCUUUACAUUUGAACUCCUUUAUAGUUUAAAUAUACACUCUUGAGAUGGCACAUUCCUACAGCUGAGGAAGGGGUCUUGAGACCUCCUAAACUUGCAUACUCAGUUUUUUGGAUAUUGUAAUAAAAAAGUAUUAUGGCACGACUCUGUGUGUGUUCAUCUGUGGCAAAGCUCGGACUCAGCGAUGGGGCAGGAGCCCCUGCAGCCUUUCCUGAAAUGCUCAGUGCCCGAAGGAGAGCAUUUCUAGAGAGGUGUUCUAACAAAUUUAUUACUUGUGUGUUUUC
Balaenoptera musculus (blue whale) is the source of this 2955-nucleotide messenger RNA. It is a transcript of the gene NCK2, whose product is annotated as NCK adaptor protein 2. Bases 570 to 1700 code for a protein of 376 amino acids. Gene Ontology annotation, molecular function: protein binding. Gene Ontology annotation, biological process: positive regulation of translation in response to endoplasmic reticulum stress; negative regulation of endoplasmic reticulum stress-induced eIF2 alpha phosphorylation; negative regulation of PERK-mediated unfolded protein response. NCBI's taxonomy places the organism in Eukaryota, Metazoa, Chordata, Mammalia, Artiodactyla, Balaenopteridae. The record is from RefSeq and is a predicted model, not a curated record. The transcript is spliced from 6 exons.